CUUUUGCAACGACCUGCGCAUCUCGUGUCUCGUCUUCCGAGUGUUUGUCCGCGUCUUCAGAGCUCUCAAUAUCAUCGCCGAAGACAUGCGGAGACAAAACAUUUCUCCGUUUUUUUUUCGGUCAGUUUUGCCGAAACGAAUCCAUUUUGCAGACAAUCAAUGAAGACAUCGGAAGACAAGAGUUGCGGAAGUUUUCAAUUUGUUUUGACAUUUGAUUCAAUUGUUUGUAAUUAAAGUCAAUUAAAAUCAAUUGUUUUUUGUUUGAAAAACAAAACAAACAUUCAAUUAGUGUUUAAUCCGGAAAUCCAUUGAUUGAAACAAAUUGACAGAUCAUUAGAUCAUCAGAACAUCAGAACAUCCGACACAACAAACACUUCCAACACAUCCUUCCAAUUCAUGACUGCCGCCGGCCUUCCGUCGCCCGAAGCCUUCAGAAAACAUGACUUUUAGAAGAAAAACACGUCUUUUAAAACACGAAAUACCUAUACUUUGAUCCGCACGUGACUCUGACGUCACUCUCUGGUGACGACACUCUCUGUCACUCUCUUUUAGAGAACAGUUAUCUCUAAAAACAGAUUAAGAAAUGCGAUAAAAAAUCAGUUCAAAAGAAAAUGUCUUUUUUCGUCGGAAUCGAAGGGGGCGCCUCCUUCUCCAAAGCCGUUCUCCUCGACUCUGAUGGACAGGUAUUGGCCAAAGAAGACUCUGGUCCUUCGACCAAUCAUUGGAUGAUCGGUCAAAAGGAAUGUUUCCUUCGAAUUCAUUCGUUAAUCCAAUCGCUUCUCCGUUCGGCCUCUUUGUCCACCGAAACCCGUAUUAAAGCCGUCGGUCUUUGUCUGAGUGGAUGUGAAGAUCAAAAUCAAAACCAGAAACUCUGUUCCGACUUUUCCAAUCAGUUUCCCGAACUCUUCGACCACUGUUUGGUCGCUUCCGAUACAAUGGGAUCUUUGUUCACCUGUUUUCCCGACGGAGGAGUCGUUCUCAUUGCCGGAACCGGCAGUAAUUGUCUGCUCUUCAACGCCGACGGGUCUUCAGCCAAAUGCGGCGGUUGGGGUCAUCUGCUUGGAGAUUACGGCGCCGGUAUUUCGAUCGCCAAUUCCGCCGUUCGCUCUGUUCUCGAAUCCGAAGACAAUUUCCGUCAGACCAUUGACUCUCCCGACUCUUCGCGUGUCCGCCAACUCGUUGUCCAACACUUCGGUCUUCCCGACGACAAUUUGGCGGCCAUUUUGCGUCCGGCUUACGCGGAGUUCGAUAAAUCGUUUUUCGCCUCAAUUUCCAAAUCUUUAGCCAAACUUGCCGCCGACGGAGACCAAUUGGCCGCCAGUUUGUUCUUCAAAGCCGGACAAGAUUUAGCCGAACAUUUGAACGCAAUUCUACCCAAAGCUCAAGCCUCACUCCUGAAGAAUGGAUUAUCUGUGGUUUGUGUCGGAUCUGUAUUCAAGAGUUGGUCUCUUCUCGAACCCGGCUUUUUGUCCGCUUUGACGCCCGAACUCCACGAACUGACUCUCCGACUGCUGACCACUAGUUCGGCAUUUGGCGCCGCAUUCCUGGCCUCUCGUAAAAGUGGACACACUUUGCGAAUGGAUUUCGACCGCAAUUCGGAACUCUUGCGACACAUUAGACGAUAAAAAACAGAACUUUUGGUACUUUUUUCUAUUAAUUAAUCCAUAAAUAGUUUAAACAUUUUUUACCUCAAAAA
Oppia nitens is the source of this 1696-nucleotide messenger RNA. RefSeq names its product N-acetyl-D-glucosamine kinase-like. The transcript is spliced from 8 exons. Gene Ontology annotation, molecular function: N-acetylglucosamine kinase activity. The record is from RefSeq and is a predicted model, not a curated record. The coding region runs from base 612 to 1625 and encodes 337 amino acids. Lineage: Eukaryota; Metazoa; Arthropoda; Arachnida; Sarcoptiformes; Oppiidae.